This is a messenger RNA of Zea mays, 1534 nucleotides long. Its product is annotated as Nudix hydrolase 23 chloroplastic. Bases 95 to 889 code for a protein of 264 amino acids. The record is from RefSeq and is marked validated. NCBI's taxonomy places the organism in Eukaryota, Viridiplantae, Streptophyta, Magnoliopsida, Poales, Poaceae. The transcript has 7 exons.
UCGCUCGGCUCGAUCCCCACUCUACCGUGCCAGCCACCAACCCCGCCCGCGCCUCCGCUACUAAAGCCGAGGCCUCACCCACCAGGCCACCGCCAUGCUCCUCCCCUUCCUCAGAUCCCACCCGCUCCUCCACCACGCCGCUCGCCUGUCCUCCCCGCGCACUCGCCUGAUCCUCCGCCGCGACUUGCUCCCGCUCGCGCGCUCCCGGCCUAUCCGCAUGGCGGCCCAUUCCGGCUCCGGCUCCGGCGCCAGCUCCCCUGCCCCAGCGCCGCCUGCUGCCGUGGUGCAAAAGUCAAAGAUCAAAUUUUGCCCUGCUUGUGGAAGUCCAACGAAAUUGGCCAUACCUGAUGGUGAUGAGAAGAUGAGGGCUGUUUGUUCUUCUUGUGGAGGAGUUCACUACGAAAACCCAAAAAUGGUUGUUGGUUGCCUUGUGGAGCACGAUAAUAAGGUUCUCCUUUGCAGAAGAAAGAUUGAACCGGCUUAUGGUCUUUGGACACUUCCUGCUGGUUAUUUAGAGGUGGGGGAGUCUGCUGCUGAAGGAGCCUCUAGAGAAACAUUAGAAGAAGCAUGUGCAGAUGUAGAGAUAAUCUCACCUUUUGCUCAGUUGGAUAUUCCACUGAUUGGUCAAAGUUACAUUAUUUUCCGAGCAAGACUGAAGACCCCCAAUUUUUCACCUGGAGCAGAGUCGCUGGAAUGUGCACUUUUUGCUCUCGAUGAUAUACCAUUCGAUUCUCUAGCAUUUUCUUCAAUCGUUGUCACCUUGAGGAUGUAUACUGAAGAUGUGAGGUCUGGAAACAUCAAAUAUCACUAUUGCAUUAUAAACAAAAGAUUAGGAGCCAGCCCGUCAGACCUUCGGAGUUUCGAUAUUGAUAACCAUAUAGCUGUGUGAGGUUUUAAAGGUUCUAAAACCCUUGGCGAUUGAGGGGAAUGGUUUUGGCAUACAACAGGCACACGGCCACACAACAAAAACAUCGCCAUCAGAUAGACCAGUGUUGAAUGCUGAAUCCCCAUGGGAGCCUUUUUUGGCGCCUCUCUGCGGAUUGGAACAGAUUUAGAGGGUGGAACAGAUUUAGAGGGUGUUUGAUUUUUAUGGACUAAUUUUUAGUUUCUCUAUUUUAUUCUAUUUUAGACUCUAAAUUGACAAAUACGGAAACUAAAAUAGGAUUUUAGUUUCUGUAUUUGGUAAUUUAGUAUUCAGUAAUUUAGAGACUAAAAUGAAAUAAAAUGAAGAAACUAAAAAUUAGUACUUAGAAGCCAAACACUCCCUUAAAGUAGGUGCUGGAACUGUAAAUGGUUCGUAUCCUAAAGCCUGGUUUAGCCCUUUUAGGAGAUUCUGCGUUUGGAUGGGAGUUGGGAGGACUGAGAAUUGUAUCAUAGUGCAGCAAAUCUUGGUUGUAGGAUUGAGCUAUCCUGCAUGCCAUACUUGUGGCGCUUCUUCAGCGACCGCAUGCUGUGAUCUGGUUACAAUUGAAUUAUGUGAGCUCUUUUUUAACCAUUUAUUUCAGUUGUAAAGCUUGUGUUGCAUUAUUUUUUU